Molecule: messenger RNA, 1893 nt
Organism: Beta vulgaris subsp. vulgaris (sugar beet)
Lineage: Eukaryota; Viridiplantae; Streptophyta; Magnoliopsida; Caryophyllales; Amaranthaceae
Product: protein FAR1-RELATED SEQUENCE 5-like
Exons: 3
Coding region: 516-1778 (420 amino acids)
Biological process (GO): regulation of DNA-templated transcription
Molecular function (GO): zinc ion binding
Source: RefSeq, a predicted model, not a curated record
AACCAUGAGUUGGUAAUACAACAAGAAAUACAUCAUCUGAAAUCAGAAAGGAAGAUAAUUGAACAAAAAGGACAACUAAUACAAACAAUGGUUGAAUCUGGAAUAAAGCCAAUGCAUGCAUACAACUUUUUGUGUCAUGAGGCUGGAUCAGAAGAAGUAGUGGGCCACACAAAAAGGGACCAUCUAAACUAUAUCACACAGUACAGAACAAGAUUGGUUGAAGGAAAAGAUAUGCAGAGCGUGUUGGACUUACUUCAGCAAAGAGCGGAUGAUGAUCCUGCAUUCUUCUACAGGCUGAAAUUUGGGGAACAUAACAACAUUGUCAGCUACUUUUGGCGAGAUUCAAUGAUGUUGGAGGACUUCAAAGCAUAUGGAGAUGUUAUGAUAUUUGACACAACAUAUAGGACAAACAAAUAUGGACUGAUAUGUGCACCAUUUGUUGGCAUAAAUUGCCAUUGGAAAACAACAAUGUUUGCAUGUGCUUUCAUAACUAAUGAAAAGGAAGAGAGCUUUGAAUGGCUACUAGAAACAUUCAAGAGAGAAUGUGCCAACAAGAGCCAAAGACAAUUUUCACUGAUCAAGAUAAGGCAAUGGGCAAUGCAAUUGAAAAGGUUUUCCCAAAUACAAGACAUAGGCUUUGCCUUUGGCAUAUAGAGAAGAACUUUGUAAGCCACUUCGGAUCCCUCAAGACCAAUGAAGACUUCAAGAACAUGUUCAAGAACUGUUUGAUGGGGUGUCAAAAUGAAUCAGGCUUUGAAGAAUUGUGGGCGAAAAUGAUGGAAUUGUAUGGACACGAGAAAAAGGAAUGGUUCGAGCAAGUAUAUGAUCAGAGACACAAGUGGUGUACCGCCUUAAAUAGGGAUAUGUUUUCAGCUGGAAUCUUAUCAUCACAAAGAAGUGAAGUCACAAAUAAGGCAAUAUCAUUCAAUGCAAAAGCAACAACAAACCUGUUUGAAUUCUAUCAUAUAUUUGAGCAAACAGUGAAAAGAUGGAGAAGCAAUGAAACUAGUGACAACUUCCGAAACAGAACUGAACGUCCCAAAGCCGUCAAAUCCAAAUCAAAGCUUCUGAAACAUGCAGCUGAUGUAUAUACACUAGCACUGUAUAAUGACUUUGAAACAGAGUAUGAGUGGGCAAUGGCAUCAUUUUUACGAGCAUUUGCAACAGAAAACUCACAGCUGAAGUUGUUUGAAGUUUCACCAGAAGAAGAUUUCACCAAUUCACAUACAGUAGCAUACGAUGAGGCUACAACAGAAUUAGUGUGCUCAUGUCAAUGCUUCACAGAGACGGGGAUGCUUUGCUUUCACAUAAUAAGGGUCAUGCACAUGUUCAGCAUAUUUCAAAUACCACAACAAUAUAUCCUUAAGAGAUGGACAAGACUUGCAAAGUCAGCAGUAUGGGAGAAUGUUCAAGACAAGGACCAAAGCCAACAUGCACAAUUGUGGACACCAUGGAGACAUGCAAUAACCAAGAAUUUCUACAACCUAGUGUCAAUAUGUCAAUCAAAUGAGGAUGCAAGAACAUUAUGUGACAAGUCGUUGAAGGAAUUAUACAAAUCAGUGAAAGAAGUUUUCAAGACCGAUCAACAAAAACAACAAGAAAUCGAAGACGAAGAACUACGAAGACAAACAGUUGAAAAUCCUGAGGUGAUAAAGACAAAAGGAAGACCACCAAAGGGAAACAAGAGAGUAAAAGGACAUUUUGAGAAGCGUAAAAUGAAGACAAGGCAUCCGAACGAAUAUGGAACAAAAACCCCAAAUGUACCUCAAGUUGAAUAGUGUUCAAAUAAUAUUAGUUUUCAAUUGUAUUCCAGUCAGUAAUUGUAUUGAAAUUUACACUUGUUUAUUUCUAAGAUACUCGAAAUUCAGUAAUAUUAGUAUUUAUUGUCCUUCA